Molecule: messenger RNA, 1221 nt
Organism: Silurus meridionalis
Lineage: Eukaryota; Metazoa; Chordata; Actinopteri; Siluriformes; Siluridae
Gene: polr1f
Product: RNA polymerase I subunit F
Exons: 4
Coding region: 43-1119 (358 amino acids)
Biological process (GO): DNA-templated transcription; DNA-templated transcription initiation
Cellular component (GO): RNA polymerase I complex
Source: RefSeq, a predicted model, not a curated record
GAAGAAAUAAACCACGUGUUUCCGUCUUCAAGUUUAGGCAACAUGGCGAACCUGGAGCAGCCAGAAGCUGAGCAGAACCGCAGUGUAACUGGUCAGGAUAAGUCCUCCUUGGUGUUAAACCCAGCCGCGGGGCGCGAUGCUCUGUCGGUUCCGUGUCUGAUCCCGUGUUUCGCGGAGGCGCGUGAGCUCGUACCCACGCCGUACUCGUGUCUCGUGCUGCAAACGCACCGCAGACAUGUUGUUCUGCCGCCCAUGUACCUGCACAAGAAGAGGACCGGGAUCCAGCAGGAACUUAACGCUGAGCUUUUAAAGUUCUCCGAAAGUUUGAAAGGUGUCCCUCUAGCUUAUGAAGACAUCAAGAUUAUAGGACGUCAUGGGGACAUCUUUGACGACCUAGGCUACAUUCACCUAAACAUCGAAGCAUCAUUUGUUGUUUUCAAGCCAAAGAAGAGACAAACACUUGUGGGUGUGAUUAAUAAAAUCGGAGUGGGCCACGCCGGCUGCCUGGUGCACGGCUGCUUUAACGCCAGCGUGGUGAAGCCGACUCAGCUCACUUCAGAGCAGUGGAGAGACUCUGGUCUGAAGCUGGGAGAAAGCCUGACCUUCGAGGUGUUCCAGCUGGAUGCCGAUGUGGCCGGAGUUCUGCUCAUCAGGGGACGACUGGAAAAAUCCAGGUUAAAUGAGCUUCUCUCCUCCUUCGACACUACAGAAACGGGGCAAGAUGAGACAAUGGAAAUGACCCCUGAAGUAGACUUGACUGAAGAUCAAUCUGAGAUGUCUGAGGCUUCAAAACCCAAAAAGAAAAAGGACAAAGAAAAGGACAACCAAGCUUUGGAGGCGGUCGAGACGGACGAGGCUGGGCGUUGUGAGGUUAACGGUAACGGAACGGAGGUCGAUUCGGAUCCCAGCAGCUGUUUAAAGGAGAAAAAGAAGAAGAAAAGCAAGAAGGAAAAAAAGGAAUCGGACAAUGAGCUGCCGUCUUUGAGAGUCGAUCUCCCGGGCAGUGACUCGAGCGGAUACCUCAGUGAUAAAAGCAGUAAAAAGAGAAAGGCACAAGAGGAUGGAGUCCAAGAGGACGCUAAUGGUAUUACAGCUAAAAAGAAGAAAAAGAUGAAAUGAUGCUUUUAUACUGUAAACGUUUUCCAUUUUGUCUUAAAGUGCCUGAAUGAAAAAAAAAAAAAGUUAUAUACAACCAUGCAAUAAAGAAAGGAUUACCCUGCA